Maylandia zebra (zebra mbuna) is the source of this 3253-nucleotide messenger RNA. Its product is annotated as nuclear GTPase SLIP-GC-like. The record is from RefSeq and is a predicted model, not a curated record. Lineage: Eukaryota; Metazoa; Chordata; Actinopteri; Cichliformes; Cichlidae. Gene Ontology annotation, molecular function: GTPase activity.
UUGAGAAGAGGAGUUUUGGACGUGUUCAUUUUUCCCUGGAUUCCCGGGAGCACUAAUUGCUCUGCACUGUUGUUUAUAGCGCCUGGUGUCACUGUAAAUAAACUCUCUUUAAUUAAAACCUUAGUUCUGCGCUAGAGUCCGCUCGUUCACCUUGACAGGAUCAGAAAUUACAAUUUCUUUCAGUUUCUAUUCUUGGUCAUGGAUGGUUUUGUGCGAAACAAACUGACUGAAUGGAAACUAAGUGACUGGAUUGAGGCAUUUGAAGCUCAAGAAAUUGAUAAGGAAAGUCUGUAUCUUCUCGAUGAACAGGAAAUUGAUCAAUUGAUCACAAAAGCUGGACCUAGAGUAAAAUUCAAGGAUAAACUAAAGCUGUUAAAGGAAGAGCAAAAUACAACUCAACCACAAAAAGAAGCCGUCAAUACUUCUGGUCAAUCUCCAGUUGCAGCUCAACACAGCCCGUUCCUCCUGCACUAUCAGGAGCAGGAUCAGCAGAAACUCCUCAACAGCAACAUUGUACCCCAUCAGGAUUUGCCAUCAAUAAGUGAAAAAGGAAAAAGAAAGUCAGAACUUUUUCAGAGUGAGUUCGGCGAAUGGCAACCAUCUCCUAAACGACAAUACAACUCUGCAGCAGGAUCACAGUCAGAAACAGAAAUACUGUCUGAUGUCAAAGACAUAAUGAGACGUGUCAGUGAAAGACUACAUGGCCGUGACAAGCUCAGCGCUUUCCUAAAGGAUCAAAUCAAAGAUUUGGAGACAGAAAAGAGACACCUGGUUGGUGUCUUUGGUAGAACUGGGGCUGGAAAGAGCUCUUUAAUCAAUGCCAUCAUAAAUAAGGAGGGCCUGUUGCCUUCUGGAAGUGUCAGUGCAUGUACCUCAGUAAUGAUAAAGGUGGAGGCUACCAAUGGAUCAAAGUAUGAGGCACACAUCGAGUUCAUUACAAAAGAGGAUUGGGAAAAUGAGGUGCAGUCCCUAAAACAGGCUCUUGAAGAUCAUGAUGAUGAUGAUGAUGAUGAUGAUGGUGGUAAUGAUGAUUGUCUUGACCCUGAUGGAAAGUUAUCAGCGCUGUAUGGAGAAGAGUGGAAAGGAAAAUCAACUCACAGCCUCAUGGACAACAAAUAUUUCAGAGAUAUUCCAGAGUUUCUGAAGCCCAAGAUAAAAAUUUUGGAAAGUGACUCAGCUGAAGGAUUGUCUGAAAAAUUUGUGAGAUAUACAAGAAGUGAGUCAAAUGAGACAGAAGAAGUAAAGAGGUGGUACUGGCCACUUGUGAAGUGUGUGACUGUCAAAGUGCCAGACAAUGAUUUUCUUGAUCAUGUCACACUCGUGGACCUUCCUGGAAACGGUGACUCUAAUAGAAGCAGAGAUCAAAUGUGGACAGAGUUUAUUGCCAGUUGUUCUACAGUGUGGAUUGUGACUGAAAUGACUCGAGCAGCAUCAGAAAGAGAAGCCUGGGACAUCCUGGAAGAUGCCAGCAGCCUGCUGGGAAAUGGUGGCGAGUGUCAGCAAAUUCAUUUUAUCUGCACCAAGUCAGAUCAUGAAAAACCAGAUGAUAUAAACAAAGUCAAGAAAGCAGUGAUGAAUGCAUUCAAAAAGCGGGAAACGAUUACGAAUCACUUCAGUGAGGAUAGUUUCCAAGUCUUCACAGUGAGCUCCAAAGAGUUCCUCAAAGGGGAGAAUGUAAAUCCAGAUGUCAAUGAAAUACUGAAACUCAAGGAAAUUUUGAAAAAUCUAAAUGACGCUUGUUCAGAGACUUCAAACUAUGUGUCUGGAGCUCAUGGGAUUCUGUCUUUGAUUCAAGGAGCCAGAAGCAGAGAAGUGGUUGAACAAAAAAACGAGGUGUGUGCAGUCCUUGAGGGGAACUUGAGCAUCCAACAUAAUCGAGUCAAAAAAGCAAUUGAAGACAUUACAAAAGCUUUUGAACAACACCUAUGUGAGGGAGUUGAAAAAUCCCAAAAUUUAUGUGAAAGAAAACUGAGGUCCUUCUUACACCCCAGUAAAACAAGUGGCAGAUCUUUUCACAAGACGCUAAAGUCUGCAGUUAGGAAUGUUGGCAUCCAGAAACCAAAAAAAGGGAAGCGAAAAGACCUCAACAUGAUAUUAGCGUCUUAUUUGACUGAAAGCAUUGAUGAAAAAUUCAGAAAGACCUUCCCAAACGACCUAAAAUGUGGAAAUUUCAAUGGGGCCAUUGAUGCGUUUUCACUCAACACUGAUUCACUGAUUGAAAAGUACAAAAAUGUCAAAUUGCAACUGACAUUUCUCCAGACAGAGGAAAAAAAAAUGAAGACAAAGCUCAACAAAACCAUCCUCACACAAAAGAAAUGGAUCUACAACAGUCUGACAGAGACAAUCAGGAGUAACAUGAAAGGAUGCUACAAAGAAGCAGCAGCAUUUGAAGGACCAGGCACCCUGAAGAGGAUGAGGGACACUAUUGAGAGACAUGUGGAGUCAAAGAAGUACAUGUUUGAAGAGGCAAAAAAUGCCAUGUUGGAGCAGUUGAACGAUUUGAAGGAAACUGUCCUGAGGACGCUGAAGAAAACCAUGGAGGAUUCCAUUGAACACUCACUCAAGACUGAGGCCUGCUCACUGCCAGAUGUUUUGGAACAUCUUGAGAUGGUGAAGAAACACUGUGAUGAACUUAAUCGUGAUCAAGAUGAAAAAAAGUAACCACACUGGAAACAGCUGAGGCCUGAUAACCCACAGGACAUCCCUGAGGAAACACUGAUUAGAGACACGAGGUCUUUACAUAUUAUCACAGUAAUAUUUGUUUUGCUCUCUUUUAAUGUUGUGUUUAUGUGUACUUUUGACUUUUUAAUGAAUUUUAUACAAAAAGCAUCUUGAAUAUUAUAGAUAUCAAUUAAAACUGCUAAUAUUAAGGUGUUAAUCACGAGUGUCUAAAUCAUGUUUUGAUUUCUUUCUUUUUAAAAAUUUGUUGUAGUUUUUAAUCACUUAUAGCAGAGCGUGAAGACAUGUAAUGCAUUCUCCAUUUAAACCUGAGAUUUAUGGUUUUAAUUGUAAGAGUCUGAGAUUACGGUUUCCAAAAGCAUUUUGAUUUUUUUGCUUGUUUUAAAUAUCAUAAUUUAAUGUUUUAAGUUGAUGUGUAUACUGUUGGUUCAUUGGGACGGGAACGUUUAUUUUAAUGUAAGUGCUUAUCAGUUAAACAUUGAGCCUCAUCCAGCACUGAAAAGGUACCAAUUUUACAUCACAGUUCUAAUGACAAAUACUUGUUUGUUGCAGUUAUACAAUAUGCGUACAUGAC